GGUUUUACGCGUUACGUCACGCCAARACAGUGGGAGUCAACCAAGCUUGCCUUUGAGUAUAACUCAUAUACGAGUGACAAGCUAACUAAAGACCUCUGCAGACUUUAUUCAACUCGAUAAUGGCUUCAGCAAGCGUUCAAGGCUAUGAUGAAGUUUUGAAAGGGCAGUUUGCAGUUUAUAAAAAGAUUUCGGAGCAGAUAGGCGGCGAUGUGAAGGAACAGAGUGACCUUGUGAAGCAGGCGUUAGACGCGGAGAGGGCCUUCCUUGUGACAGCCGCUGGUCGAGCGAAACCUUCUCAGGAUGAGUUGACUAAAAUGUUAGAAGAAACAUCGAAGAAGAUGAAUGCUGUUGAGGAGUUUCGCAACAAAAACCGCGGCAGUAAGCAAUUCAACCACUUGUCAAGCGUCAGUGAGGGGAUUGGAGCUCUUGGAUGGGUCGUUGCACCCAUGAAACCCGAUGCCUUCGUCAAGGAGAAAAUAAAUGCAGCGGAGUUCUACACAAACCGAGUCUUGAAGGAUUUUAAAGACCAGGAUGCCAAGCAUGCCGAUUGGGUGAAGGCAUUUCUUGGUGCAUUGAAAGAAUUAGAAGCGUACACAAAGAAACAUCACAGUGCAGCUCUGACCUGGGGAAAGUAGAUAAUCUACCAACUGAGGUCCUAGAGAAAACAACGAAUGAAUGCUUCCAAGCCAGUACAGUAUUUCAUCUUCUCUUCUAGUUUUAGCAUGUUGGAAUUUAGCCAUUACUUUCGUACCUGAAAGGCUGUUCAAUUUCAAAUAAAUGUAGAAAAUAUGAAUAA
Actinia tenebrosa (Australian red waratah sea anemone) is the source of this 796-nucleotide messenger RNA. Its product is annotated as adenylyl cyclase-associated protein 1. Gene Ontology annotation, cellular component: cytoplasm. NCBI's taxonomy places the organism in Eukaryota, Metazoa, Cnidaria, Anthozoa, Actiniaria, Actiniidae. Gene Ontology annotation, molecular function: actin binding; adenylate cyclase binding. Gene Ontology annotation, biological process: cytoskeleton organization; cell morphogenesis; actin filament organization. The record is from RefSeq and is a predicted model, not a curated record.